UUUCUACAUCUUAAAUAUGCCGAACGUGGUGGAAAGAAGCCUUAAUUACAUAGCCUGCCAAUUAAAAAUACUUUUACAAAUUCAAAUAAAAUAUAUAUCAAUUAAUUUUCAUGUAAAUUUUCUUUUAAUUUUGAAAUAAAACAAAUAAAUAAAAAUUGAAAUAAAUCAAAAGUUAAAUGAAGUUGUCAAGGAAACACAAUUAUCGAUAUAUCGCUCAUUAAAAAUAUCGAUAUAUCGCCAAAUAAUAAUUUGCGCAUGUAUUCACAAUACUUAUUGUUAUUUAUUUAUUUUUUUUUUCUGAAUUCUCAUUGGAGAAGAAUAAACUUGGAGCAAGUUGGAGUAAAUAAUAUUAUUUUCCAUUAGAAAUCUUUUUUUUUUUUUUCUUUUGUGCCAAAGUUUUCAGUGAAAAUUCAAGUUUAGCAAGUAUAACUGUUAAUUUAUUUGUAGUUUUUUUGUUUAUACAAAUAUUAAAUUAAAAAAAUUUAUUCCAACUGAAUUAUUUGAUUUGUUAUAUUAUAUGUUAAAAAGUGCCAAAAAUAAAUAGGAUGGCUACUGCUACACAUCAUCCCAUCAUGGAUGCUUCACAUAAAAAUCCAGUGAUAAAAGAAGCUGACAAUAUAGAAUCUUUGUCAACAAAUAAAGCACUUGUUCGUUGUAAUGAUUGUAAUCAAUUUUUCACCAGUCAAACUGUUCUUGCUGCACAUUUGCAGGGUUCACGACAUGCUAAACAAGUGCGAUCAAAAGUGAUCAUGGCUUCAUUGGAAGAACAAAAUUUUGUUCCAUUCACAAAAAAUGAAGAAAAAAAUUCACUUGAUUGUCGAGUCUGCAAUGUUUCUGUUAAUUCAAUUCAACAGUUACAAACACAUCUCAAUGGCAGUCGACAUAAAAAAAAAGCAACAAAAGGUGGUUGGAAUGAUGACGAGCUUUCACAAGAUGACUCAAGUCUAGUUGCUUCAUCAAACAAUCCACUAAUGCCCAGAACAACAAACAGAAUCAUAACUUUGAAUUGUGAAUUAUGCAACAAAAUGUUCAACUCUGAAGCUCAAUAUGAAGUGCAUACUGUAUCAAGAAGACAUGUACAAAGACUCAAGAAAAAUAACAAUAAAAGUAGGAAAAAAAGAUUCUUCCCGUAUCAAAAAAAAUUGCGAUCAGAUGACAGAAUGAAUAUGUAUAAAAAACCAUCAUUACAUGGUCAUUUUGUUUCUGGUGGAUUUAAUAAUAAUAAUCAUUGUUGAGGUACUACAAGUAUACUUGAUAAAUCAUAAUGCUCAUUAGUACCAAUAAGCUGUAACGCAAUUAAUGUUUUAAUUAUUAAAAAAAAUUAAAUUGAAUAAAAAUUUAUAAGUAUUAUUAUGU
Aphidius gifuensis is the source of this 1356-nucleotide messenger RNA. RefSeq names its product zinc finger protein 385B-like. The transcript is spliced from 5 exons. The record is from RefSeq and is a predicted model, not a curated record. NCBI's taxonomy places the organism in Eukaryota, Metazoa, Arthropoda, Insecta, Hymenoptera, Braconidae. Gene Ontology annotation, molecular function: single-stranded RNA binding; zinc ion binding; double-stranded RNA binding. The coding region runs from base 546 to 1235 and encodes 229 amino acids. Gene Ontology annotation, cellular component: precatalytic spliceosome.